Erigeron canadensis is the source of this 1395-nucleotide messenger RNA. Its product is annotated as UDP-glucosyltransferase 29-like. Bases 1 to 1395 code for a protein of 464 amino acids. The record is from RefSeq and is a predicted model, not a curated record. The transcript is spliced from 4 exons. Lineage: Eukaryota; Viridiplantae; Streptophyta; Magnoliopsida; Asterales; Asteraceae. Gene Ontology annotation, molecular function: UDP-glycosyltransferase activity.
AUGACGAUGAAGGUAUUGCUGUUCCCAUGGUUGGGGCAUUCACACAUAUCAUGUUUCCUAGAACUAGGCAAAAAACUCUACAACCGAAACGUCAACAUCCACUUGUGCUCCACCCCUGUCAACCUCAAACCCUUGCGAAACCAUUCUUCUGAUCCCGAUUCCUUAACACUGUUUGUAGAUCAACUCAUAGAGCUUCACCUUCCCUCGUUACCCGAGCUUCCCCCGCACCUUCACACCUCCACUGACCUGCCCCUCCAUCUCCUGCCUACUCUCAAACACGCCUUGGACAUGUCAAGUCCCCAGUUUUCAAAAAUCUUGAAGACCUUGAAACCCGACUUGCUCAUUUACGACAUGCUUCAACCGUGGGCCCCUGUGGAGGCUUGGGAUCCCUUCUGUGGCCUUCAUCACCACCAAUCUGAGAAUAACCGCAAAGAUAGAGACCGGAUCAUGGGGUUUAUUAAUAACUCGUCGAACAUCAUCCUCGUGAAAUCUUUCAAGGAGAUCGAAGCUAAGAACAUUAAUUCCCUUUCUGUCAUGACCCAUAAAAGGAUUGUGCCAGUUGGCCCCCUUAUGUCAUCAUCAUCAUAUCGUCCUUGUGCGCAUAAGAAUGUGGUAGAGUGGCUCAACACAAAAGCCGGUAGAUCGACUGUCUUUGUUUCUUUUGGCAGCGAUUCCCCGGCUUCUGGUCUUGAUUUGGAAGAAAUUGCAUUCGGGUUGGAAAAAAGCAAUGUGAAUUUCGUCUGGAUUUCAAGGUGUCCAAACUUUGUGGAGUCUUUCCCCUUGGGGUUUAGAAAGAGAACAAAAUAUAGGGGUUUGUUGGUGGAAGGGUGGGUCCCACCCGCGACGAUAUUAAGACACAAAAGUAUAGGUGGAUUUGUGAGUAAUUGUGCUUGGAGUUCCGUCGUAGAAGCUAUGAAACUUGGCGUUCCGAUCAUAGCAAUGCCGGUGCAGCUGGACCACCCAAUCAACGCUCGUUUGGCAGUGAAGGCAGGGGUUGGGGUAGAGGUCGUGAGGGACGAGAACGGGCUGCUGUCGCGAGAGAAUGUGGCAGCCGUGGUGCAACAUGUGGUGGUGUCGUCCUCUACGUUGGUGAGGGAAAGGGCCAAGAAAUUGAGUGUGGAUCUGCGGGUGAGAGGGGAGGAGGACAUUGACGUGGUGGUGGAGGAGCUCCUUCAUUUAUGCAAAGCAAGUCGUCGCCGCCUCAGCAGCUGUCAUGGUGGCGGCGGCGGGGGGCACAAGUGGAAAAGAAACGCCGCAUUCGCUAUACCUACUGAUAGUUUAGAGUACUCAUUAUAUGCUGAAGAAGAAGGAGGAGGAGAAGAAGCUGAUGAUUCAAUAGAUGAAAGGGCCGAGAGGUUUAUUCUUUAUAACAAGUUCAACUUUAUGAAGGUCUGA